Bactrocera oleae (olive fruit fly) is the source of this 8779-nucleotide messenger RNA. It is a transcript of the gene Dlg5, whose product is annotated as Discs large 5. Gene Ontology annotation, biological process: negative regulation of hippo signaling. Gene Ontology annotation, cellular component: plasma membrane. Gene Ontology annotation, molecular function: protein binding. The record is from RefSeq and is a predicted model, not a curated record. Lineage: Eukaryota; Metazoa; Arthropoda; Insecta; Diptera; Tephritidae.
UAUACACUUUUAAAAUUUUCGUCAUGUAUAGAGUUUGUUGAUUUAUUUGUGUGAUAUUCACAUAUAACAUGCGGUUAUAUAACAAAUGUUUCUUAAGAAUCUAUGUAUCACCACACAUUUUUAAUAUUGCUUACACUCUACAAACACUAUCUUCAUUUUUCGAAAAGUUUCAUAUCCACCGUACUACCCUGUCCGUUUGACGUGUCUUAGCAUUUAACCCAAUUUGCCAGUAUUUCCCGAUCAUUUGUCAAAAAACCGAAUACUGGGAAUCUGUCAUCAUCGGUCCGCUGGAUCUUUUUUAUUUUAUUACUUCCCUGCUUUUGUACGUUGCGAUAAAAAAUUUCACCUUCUCUGCUGAAAAAAUAUUAAAGUGCCUUAUUAUUGGAAAAUAUGUGAAAUUCGCGCAUGAAAAUUAGUGCAAAUCGAAAAUAAAGCGAUAAAGUGUAUGAAUUAUAUAAAAUCUAAUGCUAAUAAUUGUUAUAUUUAAUUAAAAAUCUGUGAGAAAAAUGGGCGUUAAUCAAAUUGUGAAAAAAUAAAGAAAAAUAAAAUAUAAAAGUAGAGAAGCGUAGAAGAAGAUUACAGUAACAACUACAAUCACAGCAACAAUACCAACAAUAACAACAACAAAAUAAAAGCAACGGCAGCAGCAACAGCAACAGUAGACAGCAGUAAACGUCAGCGCUAGCGACAGUCUUUAGCAGUGUAGGCUCGCUUUGAAAGAGCACAAAGUGAAAGGCGAUAUUUUCUUUCUCCAAAGUGCAGCGUAGUGUAAAAAGGACACCUACAUAAAAGUGUAUUUUAAAAGUGACCCUUGUGACUUGAGAAAAUGGUGUGAUGGCGAAGAUGGCAUCUGGAGAUCUCUCUUUAACGAGUACGAGUAGCCAAGAAGAAGAAAGUCCCGAGUAUGUCGGUUAUGACCGUACGCUGCGUCCCACAUUGAAUUCGAGUGCCAACACAAAUGCGGCCAAUUUGGCCAACAAUAAUGGACAAAGCAGCGGUAACAGUAGCGGUGGUGGCAGCGGCGUUGUUAGUGGCAACACCGCUGGCGGUGGCGGCAAUGUAAACAACGCCAAUGUUUCGAAUGGCACACAAUACGAGGUGAUCAAAUCGUCGCCGUAUAGUCCGGCAUUCAUGGAAAUAAGUCAGAUGCGACAUCAGCGUGCCGAUGCAUUGUGUCGUUGUGAAGAGUUGCGCGAUCAGGUGGGCUAUUAUCAGGAGCAAUAUGUGAAUGCCAUGGCGCAAUUGGAGAGCAGUGAACGUAAUAAAUUUAUCGAUGUUAUGGCGGAGAAUGCGCGUCUCAAGCAGCAGAAUACAAAACUGGAGCGUCAGCUGAUACGUUUGGAAAAUGAGAAUGGCAAUAAGUCGGCUAAUGCAGCGGCGAAUGCGUACUAUUAUAGCGACGUGGCGGUGGGACGUGGUGCUGAUAAUGAAAAAUUGUUGCAGCAAAGUGAAAAGUUGCUGGAGGAGUUGGAUUUAUGUAAAGAGCACAACUCAGAAUUGGUGAAUGAACGCAAAUUAAUUAUUGCCGAACGUGAAAAGUAUAAAAAGAGUUUCAACUCAACAUUUGCCGAGUUGGACAAUGUGAAGAAGGAACGCAAUUUCUAUCGUGAAUCGCGUGAGCAUUUCAAUUUAAUGCGUGACACAAUGGAAAAGGAGAUACAAAAGUUGAAAUCACUACUCUCCGAGGAGUCCAAGAAAGUGCUACUCAUAACGGUCGAACGCAAUCGCAUCGAUGAGGAGCUCAAACAGCUGCUUUCCGAAAAGGACAAUGUAUUGCAUGAGCAUCAGAAAAUGUUCGACGACCUAUCGGCUGCCAAAAAAGAAAUUGAGAAUUACAAGAAGAAUGACUUAAUAUAUCAGGCGGAGAUCAAUGAGUUGCAUCAGGUCAAUGCCGAAUUGCAAAAGCGCGAUUUGCUCAAGUCCAAUUCGUGGUCAAAGGAAUUUUCCGAUAGCAAAGAUGAUUUUAAGGAGGUGGAAAAGUUGCGUAAAAGCCUCGAGAAAGCCAACUCGGAGGUGGAGCGCGCGCUGCAGGAUGCCGAACAGGCAAAGGGCGUACGCGAUUGGGCCAUUUCGCAGCGUGAGAAAAUCGUGCAGGAGCGCGAUUCGGUAAAAUCGCUCUGCGAUAAUUUGCGCAAAGAACGCGACAAGGCAAUCUCUGAUCUGCUCUCGGCCAUACGCGAUAGCGAGAAAAUAAAGAAGCAAAAGGAUGAAGCGCAAAAGAAAAUCGACGUAUUGAAAGAGCAAAUUGAAAAUCAGAAUAUUGAUAGCUCGUCGCGACGCAGCUUUCGCAUGAGCACCUACGAGGCCGAAGAUCUGCUCGAUAUUGAGUUGAACUAUCAUUCCGAUAGUGAUAUCGGCAUCAUUUUGGAUGACAGCAACAAUCGGCAAUUGGUGUGUGGCGUCACCAAUAGUUCGCCCGCUUUUGGCAAAUUGAAAAUGAAUGAUGUCAUCUGUAAGGUGAAUAAUCUAGAUUGUCAGACCAUGACAAAGCGCAUGGUGCUGGACGAAAUACGUAGUAGUGCGCCGCGUUGUAAGUUGUUGGUGUCGCGCACGCGCCACAGCAAACGACAUUUCUACACGGUGCAUUUGAAUAUGCAAAACAAUAUGAAUCAUGGUUUGAGUCUGGACACAGGCGUUUUUAUUUCGAAAAUCGAACCAAACUCGUUAGCUGCCUACGAGCCCGAAUUGGAUGUGGGCGAUCGUGUGUUGAGUAUUAAUAAUAAAUCAAUGGAAGGCAUACACUCCGUCGACGAUGUGAUGGGUUUGCUGAACGAUGAGCGCAACGACGCUAUUACCAUCUUCGCAUUAAAGAAUGUACAGGAUAUGGGUUAUGGCGAUGGACAGCGACGCAUGACCACCUCGUCGGCGCAAACCGAUUCCAUUGAUUCAAUGCAUCGCAUGACGAGCGCCAAACAUCCUUCGAAAUUUUCGGAAAUGUUAAGCAUCUUCAAGAAGAUACAUAUCUCGAAGCCGGGCACAGAUGUUGAUCACUUCACGCAAGAGCAUGAUGCGCUCGCCGAGUUGGAUUCGGUGUUAAGCGAAAAUUCGUCGGAGAAACCACGACGUGGUAAGCGCAGCAAAAAGGAAAAGGAAGCGGCUGCCAAGAGUAUGGGUACUUGGCCACGUGCUAAUAUACUCAAUGCCACGCAUGAGAAUCCCACAGGCACCAUAGUGCAGCAGCGCGAGAAAAAGCGACCACCACUUGCACUCUUCACAGCCGGUCCGAUAAAUGUCGACAAGGUGGAUGAGCGCGAGAUAUCCGAUGAGCAGCCGCCACCGUUGCCGCCGCAAGCUAAACCGCAAGCGCAUAUGCGUAACGGUAUAACCGGUGCAGGGCAAGCCAUCAAAACCAACCCGCAUCGCAAUUCCAAUCCCAUACCCGCCUCGGCGCUCUUCAGCCCCACACCCGGUACAUCGGCGAUGCCGAACGUGAACGGCGGCAAUGUUAAUAGCAAUAAUAUUUAUGCCAACUACAGACAUUCUGUGUAUGCGGAGCCACAAAUAGACAAUGUGGGUCUAUUGGGCGAACCGACAAAACUAUUAAAACGACCGGCGCCCAUAUUGGGUGCGAAUAUGCGUGUGAAAAUGCCACCCGUACCGGACAAGUAUGGCAAUCAGCGUGCGCACAACUAUCAAAAUCGCUACUCGCUCAACAUAACGCCGACGGAGUUCUACAAGACCAGCGGCCAACAGGCGCAGCAACAGGUCAUACAUAGCGGCACCGGUGCAGAGUUUCUGCCACGCAAACCGCACAUUUUCGAUAUGUUGAACAGCGGUAAUACGGGUAUGGGCGGUGUUGGCAUGCCUACAAGCGUUAACUCUAGCAAAUCACAGCCACAUCCGGCGCUCUUCACACCACUGAAUCUCCAUCCGCCGAGUUUUGCGCGCAGCUCCUCCACAACACAGCAGAAUUCAUUGGACAUGAUCUCGAUUAAGUCGCAAAACUCCAUCGAUUCCAUAUUGUCGGCGAAGAGUCCGCCUAACAGUGAAUGUGCGACAAUCAAUCAUUAUCAAAAGCGUGGCAUACCAAUGCCGCAAGCGGUAGCUAACAAGAAUGUCUCCAAGUAUCCAAGUGACAGCGAGAGUAUUGCCUCGGGCAUUAUGAGCGCCAGUGUUGGCGGUGGCGGCAUGCAUGUUGGCGGUGGUGCUGGUGCUGGUGUUGGUGGCGGUAUCGGCGUCAACAGCGUACUUUUCCAUUCGAAUAACAUGUCCGCGCCAAUGCACAAUCGCCACUCACAGCUCUUUCCGACAUUCACGCAAAAUUCCAUAAAUGCAAUGCGUCAAAUACGCCACUCUAGUCCGCUAACAUUGCCCUCCUCACCGCCACUACACACGCAUCCGCACUCACACGGACCGCAUUCGCACACGUCCACGCAGCAGUCACAACACGGCAGCGUAGAUACGGCAGCUAGUAGCGCGAUUGGCAUACCCACCAGCUCAGUGGACAAAUUCGAUAUGGACUUUAUGACGCCCGGUUUGCCAAUGCAUUCGCAAUACGUGCAAGAUUACCCGCUUUCGACGCACUAUCAUCAUCCACACAGCAGUGGCGGUAUGCCCGGUGGCGGUGCUGGCGGCAUCAUCUACGAAGGUGGCACAUUUCCACGCAAAAAGGAGCAUCAACGCUUGCGCAUACCAUCCAAUCCGAGUGUGGCGAGUAAGAAUAGUGCAGGCGUUAAGAACAGUUCCGGUUCAAUUGAUCAUCACUAUUGUGGCGUAAGCAUGUCCGGUCCGCCACCAUCGAUGCUAAUGCAUCAUUCAGCAAUUGCUGCGGUCGCAGCGAAUGGUGGCGGUAGCGGACGCGGUUCGCCGAUGCCGCAAGUGCAUGUCGAAGUGUUGAGUCAUGGCGGUAGUAAGCGUAAUUCGAAUGCGCCGUCGGAUUUUUUAUGCCCUGGAGACCUUAGAAGAGUCACGAUCGAGAAGAGCGACAAAUCGCUCGGCAUUACCAUACAAUGCAAUAACAAUGGUGGCGGCAUCUUUGUAUCGACUGUAGCCGAUAAGAGCAUAGCCACGCGUGCUGGUCUUCAGGUGGGCGAUCAACUCUUAGAAGUUUGCGGCAUAAAUAUGCGAUCGGCUACAAAUGACAUUGCGGCGAAUGUGUUACGUCAAUGCGGCAACUCGAUAACCAUGCUGGUGCAGUACAAUCCGGAAAAAUUUCACUCUGGCGAAUACGACGGCACCAAUAAUCUCGAGACUGAAUCUCCAGUUAAUCACUCUGGCUCGCCCACACCUCGCAAUUCACCACGACCACCGGUACGCACCAUGAUGUCCUCAUUACCACCUCUACCAAUCUCGGCACCUACCAACAAUCCCUUGGCACAACAGUCGAACAUAAUGCCACAAUCGAGUUCAUUGAUCUCAACACAAUCGAUCAAGGAUCAGAGUUUUGCCGAUAGUCUGGAAAAUCAAUCGGACAUAAGCAGCAGUCAGGAUUUGCCCUCCUCAGCGGCUACAACUACCACUACAGCCUCGACCACAUCGACUGUGUACGAGGAGGAGGCGCGCUAUGUCACCUUAUGCAUGGAUAAAUCGAAAAAUUUGGGCAUCAAACUAUUCGGUGGCAACAAGGUGGGCAUCUUCGUGCAUGAUGUACACCCUGGUUCACCGUCCGAUAUCGCUGGCAUACGCAAAGGUGAUCAGAUAUUGGAAUACAAUGGCGUAGACUUGCGUUGUGUAACGGCCGAGCAGGCGGCCAAUGAGAUAUCUAAGCUCACGGAUACUGUCACCUUGUUGGUGCAGAAUAAAUUGAAAAAAUUAAAGCAAAUUAAAGACAAGACAGGCGAUUCCUUUUAUAUACGCGUCGGUUUCGAUCGUACCGGCGAGCUGAAUGAUGGCGACUUGCGUUUCGUCAAGGAUGAGGUGCUCUAUGUGGACAAUACGGUUUUCAAUGGUACAUUCGGCUUGUGGCGUGCUUGGAAAUUGGAUGCAAAAGGUCACCGCAAGGAGUGCGGCAUUAUACCGAGUCAAAUGAAAGUGGAGGAAGAGCUGCGCGCUGGCGAAGUGGUCGACUGUGAGGGCGGCACAGCGCGACGUGGCAGCACAUCGGCGCGUCGUUCGUUUUUUCGUCGAAAAAAGCACCAGCGUAGCUCAUCGCGUGACUCCACCGAAAUUGCCAGUUUCAGCAACACACAGCUAAGCUUCUUUCCUGACUCGGGUAUAUUGAAUGAUGACGGUGGCAUAUUGAGCUAUCAGCGUGUUGAACGAUUGGAUUCACCUGUACGUCGGCCGGUGCUUAUAAUCGGUCCGCUAUCGGAGCGUGUUAUGGAACGUUUGACUAUUGAUUUUUCGAAUUUAUUCAAAAUGUGCGAAGUGACUACAAUGGAUUGCUCACAGAAUGCCAUGGAAGAGGGUUUACAGGAAAAUAUUUUCGUUGACUAUCGCCGUCGUGGCAAUAAAUUCGAGUGUACAACGGUGGAGAAUAUAAAUAAUGCAUGCAAGAAUGAUCGUCGUCACUGCAUCUUAGACAUAUCCCCCUCGGCUGUUGAACGUCUUCAGCGUCUACAAAUCUACCCGAUCGUUUUGCUCUUACGUUUUAAAUCGGCCAAACAAAUACGUGAAAUACGUGAUUUUGGCAUUGAUAAAAUAUCGGCCAAGGCCGCCAAGGAAAUGUACGAACGAGCAUUAAAACUCGAAGCCGACUACAAGCAGUACAUAUCAGCUGUUAUACCGGGCGUUAGCAUCAAGCAUAUGUGCACACAAAUCAAGGAUGCCGUGGACAAGGAGCUGGAUAAAUUGCUGUGGGUGCCUGUAAGCGCUUAAGCAUUGCUGGCGACAACGGAUUGUAAUAAAUAUGCACUGGCAUUAGGGUGUAUGGCAUUUAGGUGUUAAGUGUAAAACGCACAUUAUGUUUGUUUAAAGAAAGAAUUUCAAUUGAUAAUAUUUUUUUUUGCAAUUGUUAAGACAGCAGACAAUACAACUUUACUUAUUAUUUCCCUGUUUUAAGCUUACCUUUGUUGGCUAAAACAUAUAUUUUUUUUGUUUGGUAAGCUUAAAUUGCGCUUCUUGUUGAAAAUGCUUUUAAUUUUGCGCUUAUUAAAAUAAAAAAAAAUGUAUUGUUUAUAAUAUUUUAUUUAUAUUAAAAUUUUUUUUAUUAAUUUUUUUUUAUAUUUUUGUUAUGAAAUUUUUUUUUAAUUACUUUUAUAAUUUUUUAUUUGCUAAAAUUUUUAAAUUUUUUUUAAAUUGUUUUAAAUUUUUUUUUUAUAUUGUUUUAAAUUUUUUUAUAUUUUUUAAAUGUUUUUUUAUAUUUUUUUAAAUUAAAAAAAAAUUUUUUUAUAUUCUUAAAUUUUUUUAUAAAUUUUUAAAUUUUUUUUUACAUAUUUUUAAUAUUUUUUUAUAUAUUUAAAAAAUUUUUUUUUAUAUAUUUUUUAUUAUGUUUUUUAAAAUUAAUUUUUUUUCUUUUAUAUUUUUAUUUUAAUUUUUAUAUUAUAAUUUAUAUAAUUGUUUCCUUUUUGUUUAUUAUAUUUUUCAAACGCCAGUCUUUUUAUAGACGUUUUGUAUUACUUUUCCUGCUUUCCUGUUCUGUUUUGUCCUUUUAUCUAUAUCUGUAGAUAACUACUUUUGUAUUAACUAACCUUCUAAGAAGUAUUCACUUAGUAUGAUUUGCUUUUAGCUUUUAUUAGUUGUUAACUAUUAACUGUAAACUAUAUUUACUGUAAGCUACUUACUAUUGCUUUACACUGUAGAUUAACUAUGUUGCAACAACAACAAUGACAAAUAUUAUUUUUCAGAGAGUGUCCAAUAGUUUUUAAUUUAAACAUGUAAAUUUUUUUAGUAAUUCUUGUUUAUUUAAAUUUAUAAUUAAUUUGAAAUUGCAAAUUUUUAUUUUUAUUUGCAACUUUUUUGUUGCAUAUAUGAAAGAGAAAUGUAAAAAUUAUUUCACACUCGGUGUGCUAUAAAAUUACUUAAAUUUUGUAUUUUAUUAACUAAUUUUCGAAAUUCUUUUCUACUUCUCUAUUGUACAUUUUCUGUUGUUAUUUUUCCAAUUGAGCGCUUGUAAUACGCUUUAAACGCAAAGUAUUUCUUCUUUUAUUAUUAUUUUGUGUAUUCUAUAGCUGUAUUAUUAUUUUAUUUCAUUAAAUUUUUGUUUUGCUAAAAAAUUUAUAUUUCAAUAUUUAAUUAUGUGACGCAAAGAUUUUAAAAAAUGUAGUUACUAAGCACUAUAUUCGAAAUUGUAAAAUAUCAACAUACUUUUCGGUAUGUCUGUAGCUGAGUAAGCAACGAAAAUGUUAGUUUUAAAUUGUUAUAUUUCUACUACAAUUUGUUGUACUAAGAGAGCGUUUUGUGCAGGCCAAGCCUGUGUCAAAUUGCCUCAAUUAUUGUUUUCAAAUCGUUUUUUCUCUUUGCGCUUCAAAAUAUGCUAAUUUUACAGGGUUACAGGGUAAAACAAUAUUAUAAUGCAAUUUUUUUUAUAAACAUAUACUUUUAUUUACUUAUAAACAUGCAUUACAUAUUCAUUUAUACGUACAUAUCAUGUGUAAUAUAAAAAAGUGAAGAUAUUAUAUAUGUAUAUAUAAUACAUAUAAAAAACAAAUGUUGGUAUUUUGCUAAAUGAUAGUAAUUAUGUAUUUGCGACAAAUGCUUUUUUCUAGUUUUAACUUUAUAUUUCAAUUUUACAGUUUUAUUUAUAAUUUAAUCGAAAAAUUAUAUAUAUAUUUAGUUUACUAAAUUGUAAAUGUAUUAUAAACACAAUUAUAUGCAUAUAUUUAUUAUUUACAAACAUGUUAAUAUAACAAAAAAAUUAAACAGAAAUUAUGUUAAAAUCAAAAAAAAAAAAAAAAAAAAA